UGAGAAGGGAGGGCGUAAAACAAAAUGGCGCUUGUCAGAAAGCGGCUUUGACGCUAUGCUGUUCUGCAAAUUUUCUAUUUUCUUCUUGAUUACAAGUGGAAUUUCUGUGAUGUUAAGGUGAAUUCAAGUGGUCAGGAUGAAUUUCGACGAGAUCGUGGUGAAGGAGAGCCCCGGCUUGUGCCGGUGCUGCCUCUCCGAGGGUUGUUACAAAGACCUGAGUACGGAGUAUACAUGGAUGAAUGAGACUGAAGUUUAUGCCGAUAUGUUAUUGGAAUGCUUUGAUAUCAGUAUAUCUCAACACAAUGGUGGACCAAACGGAGGCAACCGCCUCAUCUGUGAGGUCUGCAUCACCAGGCUAAGAGAUGCCUGCAACUUCAAGAAACAAGUGUUGGACUCUGAGAAGAAGUUUGUUGAUUUGUUGGCCCGUGGAGAGUUCCAGCCUAAAGUGAUAAUGUACCAGGCGACGAUGAAAGCUGAAGAGCUACUGGAGGAGAGCAUCGUGGAGGACGCGGAGGUGGAGUACCUCGAUGAAGGCAUGGACUAUGAGGACGAUUUACCACUGAAGCAACCCGAGGCAGUAACCGAAGCAAGCGUCUCUGAUGUUACGGUCGAAUCCCUGAAAGUUAAGGGCAAACGUGGCCGACCUAGGAAGACCACGAGCGUAGUGAAGACUGAUAAACGAAAAGUUCCUAAAAUAGAAGAGAAACCAAGGACGUCAAAGACACUGACUAAAGGCAAAACUAGGGGUGGCCAGGAAACGGUCGCAUUCAAGAGCGGAAGCGAUAGCGAGCCCGAGGACGUUCCUGUGGCCACACCGACAGCUGUCAAAACGCUCAGCGCUAAGGAAAAGCGGCAAAUCAUGAGAAAUAACGUCGUUCAAGUAUUAAUGAAGUCGACCAUAAUGCCUUUUAGAUGGUUAAAGAGUUCAUACAGAUGUUUCUACUGCUACGAUAUCUACCAAGAGGCGUCAGAGUUGAAAGCACACCAAUCUAUUCACGUCGGGGACGAUAUAAAAGUCCAAGCGAUGAACAAUUACUGGGAAAGUGUUGUCUACGUCGACAUAUCCGAUUUAGCGUGUAACCUGUGCCCGGAAAGUAUAAGCGACUUGUACGACCUAAUCGACCAUUUAGUGGCCAAACAUGGCGUCAAAUACAAUAAAGACGUUGGCACCUGUAUGGUAGCAUUUAAAUUAGAUAAUUUUAACGUGAAUUGUCUAGCUUGUGGCGCUAGCUUCUAUACCUUCGGACCGCUAUUGUACCACACGAAUAAAGACCACAAGGGCACUUCCGCUAUCCUCUGCGACGUCUGCGGCCAACACUUCAAAGACGCGAGUCUUCUGAAACUCCACAUCAAAACGAUUCAUGAAAACACAGGCGUAUUAUGCACGGAAUGCGGGGAAAAAUUUGAGACGCAAGCGAAGCUUAAAACUCACCAGAAAAAUAUACACGACAUGGAAAGCAAGAAAUACAAAUGUCUAGUUUGCCCUCUGACGUUUCAGAGUCACUACAAGCGUUCGCGGCAUAUGGCGUCGGAACAUAAGAACAGGCAGGAGAUAAAAUGUCUCCGUUGCCCGAAAACUUUUGUGUUUAGAAGUAUGAUGAUGACGCACUUAAGAGACGCGCAUUUGAAGGUUAGGAAUCAUGAAUGUGGAGUGUGCGGUUGGAAAGCGUUCAACAGUAAUAGGCUAAAGAAUCACAUGUACAAGCAUAGUGGAGAGAAGAAUUUCAAAUGCGACGCUUGCGACAAAGCUUUUACGACUAAGAAAAUUAUGCGCGCUCAUUUCGCUAGGAUGCACAAGACAGUGCAAACUCCCAUGAUUCCGUACGAGAACCCUUAUGUAGGACAGUGAAAAGUAUCGGCGUCUGAAGGACGUAAUAUACGAUCCCGACGACCCCAUUACUCUAGCCAUAGAGGCAGCCAAUCAGCUCGAGACACCAAACACUUCAGGACCCCGAUACCGACCCCGCCGGCGGGAUCGACGAUUUCCCUCAAUCAGCGCUUAUCGCUAUCGACCCACUAGAGUCGAUUAAUUCUGUCGAAUAUUUUUCCUCUCAGACGACGCCCUGAGCCGAGGAAAGAAAAAAAUAUACGGUCGAAUUGAGAACCUCCUCCUUUUUAGAAGUCGGUAAAAAAUAUCGACCCUAAGUUCGGCCCAUGCUCAUGUAUCUGAGUGGCAAGUCUUUGCAGUUUGUCUUUUGUCAUGACAAUUCCGUAGAUAUGUUAAGUCUGCUCCUCUUAAAGAGUAUUUAUUGUCUGUGUUUUUUAAACAUUUUAGAUUUGCUUCUCAUAGAUAGAUUUUUAAAAUAAGAACUUUAUACAGUGCUUCUAAUUUCUUAAUGCCCACUACAAUAUCACAAUGAAGUACUUCGUUCUGGGUUCUGGGGGGUUAAAAUGGCCACUGUGGCACAAUAAAGCAAUAUUGCAAUUUGACAUUUGCGCAUAUAAAAGUAAGUGCGCAAUGCAAACAACUGUCAAAUAGCAAUAUUGCUAACUUAGAUGAAUUCGAUGUGGCGUUUUUAACCCCCCUGUAUUCUAAUUCUGUCAGACGAUAAAUCUAACAAUUGAUGAACAAGGAAAUAAGCAUUCGUUUGUAUUCGCAUUUAGAAAAUAGAUUCACUUUACGUUAUUUUAGCUACAGGAAAAACCUGUUUCCGUUUUGAUGUACCCUAACCACCUUACAAAUAAAAUAUAAACCAGGGAUGAACGUGGGUUUAACUUUCAUCCCUGGUUUAUUUUUUAUUUGUAAGGUGGUAUUAAUACAACCCGCGCCCCACGUUGGGCGCCAAUUGAUGAAUCCAAAUUAUUGUUAGGAAAAGCUUAAUGUGUAUUUAUAGAAACAUAUCGGUUCUUUUAAAUCCAUUUAAUGCAAACAGAGGCGCAAUUGGUACUGCAAACGUGGGGCAGAGAGUUGGAGUAUGAAAUCGCGCCACGGUUGAUUUAUGUGGAAACUUUGAAUGCGUACUCUAGAAUAUUUCAAAGAAAUCUCAGUCUGUAUAUGUGGAUAGCUCCCGAUGCCGUUUCAGUAUGCAUUGAGAUUAAAAACUAUUUAGACUAGUAUUUUUAUUUUUUGAUGUAUUUAUGGGUACUACUGAUAAUAAAUAACCAAUGCAUAAAGUAUAAAGCUUAAGUACUUAAUAAAAUCUACUAAAAUAUAUGAAGUUUUUUUUCACAGGUCUUGAUUUGACCCUUAUGAAUUAAUAACAAAUUAGUGUAAGACGCAUAAUUUGUACUUUGUACACAAAUUAUAUUUUAAUGUAAGUAUAUUAGGUAGCCAUUGGUGCUGGUCCCAAUACACACCAUCUAAGGUUAUUUUAAGUUAUAUCUGACAUUUUCUUAUCCGCCGAAAAGGAAAGGGACGGGUAAUCGACAGGCAUAAAAUUUAUGGAAAACACGUCAAUUUUAGGCAGAAAUUUAAAAAACUUGAAAAUUUCAUAUUGGCCAAUAACCCGACGGAUUGCAUAUUAGCGAGGUGCCUAUUUUAUUCGCCCGGGUUAUUAAUUCAUUUUAAAAUUAACAGUUGUCAAUCAUCCGUCCCUUUCCUAUUCGGCGGAUAAGAAAAUGACGGGUAUAACUUAAAAUAAAAUUAGGAUGUGUGCGGGAAUCGGAGCCAUUAGUACCGUAUUUUUAUUUUAUUUUCAGGCGAUACGGAUUUUGGUGAAGAAACCGAUGAUGAAUUCAGCCAAGAAGACCAGAUACAAAGAGUAAGAUUAGAAACAAUGAAAGAAAGCGCACUCCGUGUCAUACUCAACUCUACCGUAAUGCCAUUCAGAUGGUUGACGCAAGCAUAUAGAUGCUUCUUUUGCUACGAAAUAUUUGAAAACAGCAAAGAAUUAAAAGUACACACAGAAUUUCACAUAGACGAGUGUGAUAUAAGGGAUGCAAUGUCCAAGUAUUUGGAAAAGUGUAUCUACAUCGACGUCUCGCAACUGUUUUGCAAAAUUUGUCCUGAAGAUCAAGAAAUCCCAGAUUUAAACUCACUUUUACUUCAUUUGACAGAUAAUCAUGGUCUUAUUUUUGAUGACAACAUUAGUAAGUUUAUGUAUGCUUUUAAACUGAAUGAUUCCAAUGUCGAAUGUGUCAACUGUGGAAUCGUUCUCAAGAGUUUCGGUCGAUUGCUGUCGCAUUUCAUUAAGGAACACGAUAGCAUACCCUCGGAAGUGCUUUGCGAUUGCUGCGGGCUAUAUUUGAAAAACAGACGCGAUUUGAUACUGCACAUACGCCGAGAACACGACAGAAAACCAGUCAAAUGCUCGAAAUGCGAUGUCAUUAUCACAAAUAAAAGUCACCAAAGGAUACACAUGCAAAGGUAUCACAACAAAACGUAUAAAUGCUUGAAAUGUCCUGAAGUUUUUGGGACUCAUUAUAAAAGAUCGCAGCACAUGAUGGCUGUGCAUAAAGGCGGGAUGAUCACUUGUCAAUACUGUCCCAAGACGUUCGUGUUUCGAAGCAUGAUGGACAAGCAUGUUAGAGAAGCGCAUUUACAUGAGAAGAAUUUCGAAUGUCUCGUCUGCGGUUUUCAAGCCUUCCAAGCAAAUAGACUGCGGAACCAUUUAGCUAAGCAUAGUAACGAGAGGAAUGUACAAUGCACGGUCUGUGACAAAACGUUUAAAACCAGAAAGACGAUGAUGAACCACUUUAGUAACCUGCAUAAGAAUGACACUAGCAGAGUUAUAAAUUUGCCAGAAGUCGUUGCAGAGAUGAGAGUAGUACAAGAUUCUUUAGAAACAAUGGCCCCGAUUCCUGCAGACACCUCCUAAUUUUAUUUUAAGUUACACCCGUCAUUUUCUUAUCCGCCGAAAAGGAAAAAGACGGAUGAUUGUCAACAAGUUAAUUUUAAAACGAGCGAAUAACCCGGACGAAUAAAAUAGGCAUCUCGCGGGUAUGCAACCCGUUUGACGUGCUGUCUACUUAAUUCUGUCGGGUUAUGGGCCGGUGUAAAUUUUUAGACGGUUGUUUUAGAUUUCUGCUUAAAAUUGACGUGUGUUCCAUAAAUUUUAUGCCUGUCAUUGUUUUAAGUUUACGCGGUUAUUAUCAUAAUUAAAAUACAUAAUAACGCGUCAUCCCGUGAUCAUGGCACUUGCAACAGUGUCGAAAUAUCGGGAGUCUCAUAUCCCCAUGUAAACGCGGUAAGAACCCGUUAUUAUGUGUUUUAUGCCUGUCGAUUACCCGUCCCUUUCUUUUUCAGCGGAUAAGAAAAUGACAGAUAUAACUUAAAAUAAAAUUAGAUGACGUUUGCAGAUGAGUUUAGCAUCAAUAACAUAAGAAUAAAAUAAGAAAGUACGUUGAGUAUAAUGAAAAUGAAACUGCAACCACCGCAGAAUAAUGUUGCUGUUAAGUUUAAGGAUUAUAACAACAUAAGCUCUCAUAUAUCCCAAUUGGGAUAGUCACAUGUAUAUCCAUAGCAAGAUG
Messenger RNA from Pectinophora gossypiella (pink bollworm), 5409 nucleotides. RefSeq names its product gastrula zinc finger protein XlCGF57.1-like. Lineage: Eukaryota; Metazoa; Arthropoda; Insecta; Lepidoptera; Gelechiidae. The transcript is spliced from 6 exons. Gene Ontology annotation, cellular component: nucleus; chromosome. The record is from RefSeq and is a predicted model, not a curated record. Gene Ontology annotation, biological process: regulation of transcription by RNA polymerase II. Gene Ontology annotation, molecular function: chromatin insulator sequence binding; DNA-binding transcription factor activity, RNA polymerase II-specific; zinc ion binding. The coding region runs from base 137 to 1849 and encodes 570 amino acids.